Sphenostylis stenocarpa is the source of this 2262-nucleotide messenger RNA. The record is from the annotation of a GenBank genome assembly. Lineage: Eukaryota; Viridiplantae; Streptophyta; Magnoliopsida; Fabales; Fabaceae.
AUGAUCUUGCUGACUCAACCAACAUGCCCUCUUUUCACCUUUACCUCUGACUAUAAGUUCAACCCUCCAUUAUCAAAUCAUAAUGUUCAAUUUAAUGUUGGUUUUGGUGUGUUUACUCCAUUUUCUCAAGUGCCCAUUUACAGAAGGGGGCCUUACAGGAGGAGGAACUGGGACAGGUGCUCCUCUUCUGCUGCAGCACAAGCUCCAUUGCCACCUGACCCUGAUAAGGAAGACAGAGAAGUGGUAAAAGAGAGUAAUGCUGUAGUUCCUGCACAGGGUGAGAGUCCUGAUCUGCAGACACUUUUCAGAAGGUUCUGGAAGGUGGCAGCUCCUUACUGGACUUCAGAUGACAAGGCGCAAGCAAGGUUGCAGCUUGCUGGUGUUUUUGCUCUCACUUUGGCUACCACUGGAAUCAGUGUUGGCUUCAGUUUCUUGGGGAGAGACUUCUUCAACGCACUUGCUAACAAGGAUCAAGAGCAAUUCACGAAGCAACUACUUUACUACUUGGGUGGCUUUGCUGGAGGAAUCCCGUUUUUUGUAUUGAGAGAUUAUGCAAGAGAAACUCUAUCUCUGAGGUGGAGAUCUUGGAUGACGAGCUUUUACAUGGAUCGGUAUCUGAAUAAUCAAACAUUCUAUAAAAUUCAGUCACAGUCAAUUAUUGAUAAUCCAGACCAGCGAAUUGUCGAUGAUCUAAGUUCUUUCACUGGGACAUCCCUUGCUUUCUCCCUGACACUCUUUAAUGCUGCUGUGGACUUAAUCUCAUUUAGUAACAUCUUGUUUGGAAUCUAUCCACCACUUUUUGUUGUUCUUCUCGUGUACUCAAUUGGUGGGACAGCUAUCAGUAUUUUCCUUGGAAGGGGACUGGUGAAUUUAAAUUUCUUGCAAGAGAAAAAGGAAGCAGACUUUCGGUAUGGACUUGUACGGAUUCGGGAAAAUGCUGAAUCAAUUGCAUUCUAUAGUGGUGAAGAAAGUGAAAUGCAACUUCUUCUGCAGCGCUUCAGAAGUGCUUUUGAAAAUCUGACUCAAUUGCUGAUUGCUUCUAGAAAUCUGGAGUUCUUCACCAAUGGCUACCGCUAUGUUAUUCAAGUUCUUCCUGCUGCCGUUGUUGCCCCCAUGUAUUUCUCGGGAAAAAUUGAGUUUGGUGUCAUCAAUCAGUCAGUUUCUGCUUUUAAUCAUAUCCUUGGUGACUUUUCCCUUAUUGUGUACCAGUUUCAGGCUAUUAGUGCUUUUUCUGCUGUUAUUAAUCGGUUAGGUGAAUUCGAUGAUGUUUUGGACAGAAGCAGCUCUAACUCUCUCACUGAUACAUUGGAAGACAUACGUAUUACAUACAAAGAUUUUAGGAGUUCAUCUGCAUUGGAAUCUAAUGGCUCCACUCCACCAGAAAAAUUUGGAACGUUAUUGGAGGUAGAAGAUUUGAUUCUGAAGACACCAAGUGAAUCUACACUUAUUAGAGACUUGUCAUUGACAAUCAAGGAAAAGGAUAAUUUACUGGUAAUGGGACCAAGUGGAAGUGGCAAGACUUCUUUGUUAAGAGCUAUGGCUGGUCUAUGGAAAACUGGAACUGGAAAGAUCACAUACUAUGUAAAUGGUGGAGAAUAUCCUGAGCAAUCCAUUUGUUCAGAUGUGAAUACUCCAAAUAAUGCUCAUGAUACAAAUGAAGCACAUGGAAAAUCCAUAAGCAGAAAAUCUGGAAUUUUUUUCCUUCCGCAAAGACCCUAUAUGGUUUUGGGCACUCUUCGUCAACAAUUACUUUAUCCAACUUGGGCUGAUGAUUUAGUUCCUAUGUCAGAUAGUACAAAACAAACAAAUGCACUUCCUUUCUUGACAAACUUGCCAAACUCAGAAAAGGCAAAUGAUAAACCUAUGAAGCCAACAACAGAUGAGCUGAUAAAGGUCUUAGAGGAUGUCCGCCUUGGAUAUUUAUUGGCUCGUUUCAGUUUGGAUUCAACACAUGAAUGGUCUAGUGUUCUUUCUCUGGGAGAGCAGCAACGCCUUGCAUUUGCUCGACUUUUGCUUUCAAAGCCUCAAUUGGCUUUACUGGAUGAAUCUACAAGUGCACUUGAUGAAGCCAAUGAGGUUCAUUUGUACCAAAAGAUUGGAGCAGCAAACAUAACAUAUGUCAGCAUUGGCCACCGUUCAUCCUUGAAUGAUUACCACGAGAGGAUCUUGCGCAUAUCCACAUUUGAUGCUAACACUGAACGGAUAAAUUGGUGCAUUGGACCUACUAGAGCUGAGUCCUCUUUAAAAUUUACAAAUCUAUGA